Molecule: messenger RNA, 2780 nt
Organism: Lolium perenne
Lineage: Eukaryota; Viridiplantae; Streptophyta; Magnoliopsida; Poales; Poaceae
Source: RefSeq, a predicted model, not a curated record
GCGUAUGUCAACAGCUAUGCCUUGUUCAUGGGUUACCUAUCCAUGGCUAUCAAGGGCCUAGGUUUCCUUGUACUUACUUGGACUACAGUCGUACUCCUUGGUGGUUUCGUCUCCAUGCUUCAGAAGAAAGAUUUUUGGUGUCUCACAUUUAUCACCCUCAUACAGACAGCCGGGGUAUUCGAUGUCUACCUGACCGAGAAGUUAAGCCAUAUAGCGGAUUCAUCCAUUGGAUUGGUGUUGGGUGCUCUUUAUGGCGUUAUGGGUGACAACUUUACCUCUGGUGCCGGAAAGUCGAUGAUGUCUGUUAUCAUGCGUCUCUUGCUAGCAUUUGUUUGCCUGGUGUUUCAAAUUCUGAUGUUGGUCAUACUACUAUGCCCUCUGGCAGCUAUCUACGUGUGUGGGUUGUUGAUGUCCACAGGGAUAUCGAUUUGGCGUUUGAUACAACAUGAUUACGGUGGUAACUCGGAUGGAGGAUCAAACCUGAAGCCGGCGAUGGACACCUUGUACUCCCUGGCUCUGCUCCAAGGGCUGCUCUUCUGCUAUAGGUUCUUCUUUACUCUCAGGAAGGCGUCGUUUGUUAAGGAAGUGAUCCCUGAACCUUAUGAUAAGGAGGAAUUUGAAGUAGUUUCGUUGUACUUGCGGGAAACAAGGAUCGGGUGCGAGAAGGACCCAUCAUUCGUGAGAGGAAGAAAUCUCAUCACACAUUCUGUAGACUUGAUUGGUUCCAAGUCACGUGAUGACUGCCUUUCCGGGGUAAAGAUGCUGUACUCAGCCAUAUGCAUUGGGGAGAGGAGACUGAACAAGGCAAGAGUCAAGGACCCAAACAAAUACUAUUUUUUGAAAGAAAGCAUAAAGGAUCGCUGUCGUACCACAUGGGAAGAGAUCAUUGGGAAGCACAUGCUGAUGAGACAUCUUAUUGUGUAUGCAGCUCCCUCUUCACCCGUACUCCAGAAACUGUUGGAACUGCUUGAUCCGCAUGGCGCCUGUGACCGAGAGAUGAGGAACCGGGCUGCGAGGAUAGUGGCGCACCUCGCUAUGGACAUCCAUUUGGAGCAGUUCCCACAGGCGAUCAAGCACAUUUCUACGCUGAUCGGGAUGACUUUCGAAGAAUACUGUCUGAUGGAGCCAUACAAUGUAGAGCGGCUACUACACAGAUAUGACCAGAAUCGGGGUUGGCAAGCCAGUUGUCGCCUGCCGUCACCAGACAACGAUACCACUAACCUUCGGGAGGCCUACGAGAAGCUGGUGCUGCGAGGCUUGUGCAUCCUCCGAAAGCUGGCGACCAACGAGGAUAACUGCAGAAUCAUUAGCCAUACCCAAGGUCUGCUCCCCAGGAUCAUGGCGCCCCUCACCUCCGACAUAAUCCACCGAUUCAGUGGUGGUGCGUGGUCCAUCAGCGUAGUAGAGGGGUCGCUGAAGGCCAUGGGCCUUCUCGUGGCUUCUCCCGGAGAGAUUGGCGCCAAGCUGCGUCGAGAAAUCUGUAGCAACAAGGAGGCAAUCGGCACCAUGGAGAGGAUUCUCAGAUGUGACACCUGCUGUGCAAAGCUGCAGAAACGAGCUAUGGAGAUUCUCAUGCAACUAUACGUGGAUAACCAGGAGAAAAGAGAAGCUUGCAUCAAGAUGCUGGUAGACAUCUUUGCUGGCGAUAGCAAGGACAAGUCCAUCAGAAAGUUGGCAGGUAAAGCACUGGCAAAGCUGUGUAUGCAAGACGGAAGCAAUAGUCUUAUUAUCUUACAGGUGAACGGUGAUGUUCUUGGUAGGCUCAACAAGAUACUACUUGUUGAUGAUGCUGAGAACAAGAAAUGCAGGAUAAGUGCAGCUGAAAUCCUAGAGCAAAUGUGUGUUCAUCACAACCAAGACAAUGAAUGCCUCAGUGAACUUAAGAAAGCCAUGGCUGAUACAAUGCCCAAGGUGCUUGCAAAAAUACUUUCUCGUGGACCGACGGAAGAUGAAACACAUGUAACAACAGAAGAAGACCAAGUCAAGGUCAUACAGAAAAAGGUUGACAUCGAAAACCAAUGUGAUGAAAAUGGCAGGGAUAAAACCUCUUCUUCCACUCUUCCUCAAAACAUUAAGGACUACGAAUAUGACGUGCUGCCGGAGGUUGAGGAGGACGAGUCGGAGAACGAUGAGGACGAGGACCUCCAUGCACCCUUAUUAUCCCUUUGCGUGGCGAUAUGCGACACAUUAAUCAGUGUUGAUCAAGAUUUGGCCAGUCAGUUUGGUGAGAUCAGCCUUCCAAGCAAGCUCAAGGACAUGGUAGCAGAAAACAGCUUUCCUACUGCACGUUGCCUGAGACUGAUGAAGCUCACCUGUAAGAUGGUCAUAUCAAUGAUGAAACACAGGGGCAGCUACCGCAAAGAAGAGCUGGAGAGCUUGACGCAAGCACUAUCCAUUGCUUCUGAAACUGAAAGGAUGUCCCAUCUUGACAUCUCUAUGGUUUUCGCCAGCACAGAUGAUGGCUCAGCGACAGCAGUGAAGCCUGUCAGGAGUCUUGGUUCUCUGGUAAAAGAAGCUAAAGAAAGUGUCGAUGCAUACUUCAAGCCACAAGAUAUGUAGCAGUUCACCCGCGCUGCUCCGCCCACUGGUAACCCUGAUCAAGUUGAGACUUACUGUUCACCUGCAGUACUGCUUUACUCUACAUAACCAUUGUGUGUUUGCUCCUCCGUAUAUCAGCUAGCUCCAAAAUAAUUUGCGUGUCCCUUGAGGACCGACCAAUGCGCUGUAUUUGUUUGUGUUUCUGUGUACAUCCAUAUUUCUUGAUUGUUAUUACUGUAUCU